AUAAUGUCAGCUUAAGAUCAAAAACAACAAAUCUAAAGAAAUCAAAUUAAAAAAAUUGAAGAAACUUCACUCACUUGCCAGUUAAUACUAUAACUCUUUGCACUUUUAACUUACAAGCGCCUAUUCAGCUCCCAAUCACAGUCUUUUUAUAUUUACACUGAAAAAGUAAAAAGGAGCUGGAUUUGAGAUAUGGUUAUAGCUGUGGUGGCAUUAAUUUUGGGAAUCUUAUUGGGAGGUUUCAUUUUGAUUCCUCGAACCCUUAGUAAAUCAGCUCAGGUAGAAAAGGUUGAUUCGAGUAAUACCCGAAAGAAGGAACCCAGACUUUGCAAUAAAGCUGAAAUCUCUUUACAUGAUAAGAGAACUGAUUGUUGGAUUAUUAUCAAAGGAAAGGUAUAUGAUGUUACCUCAUACGUAGAAGUACAUCCUGGAGGCGAUGCCAUCCUAUCACAUGCUGGAGGUGAUGCAACCGAAGGGUUUUAUGGGCCACAACACGCUUCUCUAGUCUAUGACAUGGUUGACGAAUUCUAUAUCGGAGAUCUGGAGCAGUAACUAUUGAAGGCAUUAAGUACCAAAGUUACAAAGAGCUGUGCUGAGACAAUCUUAUUCAUCUGCCUGCUGCGCUGCUGUUUCUGCAAAAUAGUUUGCCAGUAUUGUGUAGUAUUCUGUAUUCCAUUUCCUCAUUUUUGUUAAGACCUUCAUUUGAUUGAACGAUAAGGAUAAAUCAAUUUGUUUCACUUUUUUA
This is a messenger RNA of Mercurialis annua (annual mercury), 742 nucleotides long. Its product is annotated as cytochrome B5-like protein. The transcript has 6 exons. Gene Ontology annotation, molecular function: heme binding. The record is from RefSeq and is a predicted model, not a curated record. Gene Ontology annotation, cellular component: intracellular membrane-bounded organelle; membrane. Lineage: Eukaryota; Viridiplantae; Streptophyta; Magnoliopsida; Malpighiales; Euphorbiaceae. Bases 190 to 549 code for a protein of 119 amino acids.